AUGCUGCAUCUUAGUGCUCUUUCCAAUGCCCAGAAGGUUCAGAUAAGGAACGCUUUUCUAUUGAUCGACAGUGACUCGAAAGAUUCCAAGAUCACUACUUCUGACUUGGUCAAUGUCCAUAAGACCUUGGGUGUACCGGUACCUUCAGAUAAGGAGCUAAAGGAGAUGCUUGGAGGUGACGAGCUGGUGAAUUUCACUCAGUUUUCUCAAAUCAUGGCUGAAGAGUUUUCUAAGGUUGACGAUAGAACUACGAUAUCUAAUGCGAUCAAGGUAUUCGCCAAAGACCCGCUGCAGACGCCUGUUCAGAUCGAUGCUGAUAAAUUGAAAGAGGCUUGUUGUUCGGUGCAAUUGGGAGAAAUUGGUUCUGGCGACCAUAGGCUUUCUCGGUCUGCGUUUGAUAAGCUCACCAAGGGCUUUGUUUCUGAACAGAUGGACGGCUCCAAGGUGUUUAUGGCUGAAAAGUGGCUCGAUGCGUACAUCGAGUAG
Molecule: messenger RNA, 486 nt
Organism: Candidozyma haemuli
Lineage: Eukaryota; Fungi; Ascomycota; Pichiomycetes; Serinales; Metschnikowiaceae
Exons: 1
Coding region: 1-486 (161 amino acids)
Biological process (GO): mitotic cytokinesis; actomyosin structure organization
Cellular component (GO): cytoplasm; myosin II complex
Molecular function (GO): cytoskeletal motor regulator activity; myosin heavy chain binding
Source: RefSeq, a predicted model, not a curated record